CAUGGGAAACAAAUUAAAGAAUUCUAAUGAAGAAGUAACAUAAAAUAUCAAUACAGAAACGUAUUUAUCAAAAUUUUAGAGCAAUUCUAGAACUAAUUCAAUUUAAAUAAUUAAGACGAAUAAUAAAUGGCAAGAACGAAUAGAAGAAUACGAAGGGAUUAUUUUAGACUCUCCUGAUGGGAGAUUAAUAAAGACUAUUUUAAAAAUUGAAUUCACAAAGAAAAAGAAAAUCAAAUAUUCUUCAAGUGAUGGAUCGAUUUAUAGAAUGUUGUAUAUGUUAAUAUUUUUGUAUAGAGAUUAAGUAAAAGACUUUUCUAAAGAUUAAGAAAUUAUGUUGAAUACAGAAUAAAUAAAAUACCUUCAGUGGGUAGGAAAUUAUGAUAAGAAUCAAAAAAAAUAUGGAAAAUGGGUUGCUAUUUGGUAAGGCCAUACUCUAUCUAAUAUUGGUGGAUUUUACAUGAAAAAUGGAGAAAAAGAAGGUUUUUGGAUGGAACUUUUUGAAUAAUUUUAGAAGUAAUUAAAAUUUUGAUAGAAAGCAAAGCUCGUGUUUUUUAGCAUGGAGAAUAUGAUAAUGGUUAGAAAAUAGGAUAUUGGAAAUAUAUUUACAGAAAUAGAGAGAUCUAAAGAGAUAUUAUGAAUAGUUGAAAAUUAGUGGUUGUGGAUCAUAUGGUAAGUAAAGUAAAAAAUUUGGAAAGUG
This is a messenger RNA of Paramecium sonneborni, 697 nucleotides long. The record is from the annotation of a GenBank genome assembly. Lineage: Eukaryota; Ciliophora; Oligohymenophorea; Peniculida; Parameciidae.